Anopheles moucheti is the source of this 2581-nucleotide messenger RNA. RefSeq lists its product as uncharacterized. The transcript has 4 exons. The record is from RefSeq and is a predicted model, not a curated record. The coding region runs from base 154 to 1596 and encodes 480 amino acids. Lineage: Eukaryota; Metazoa; Arthropoda; Insecta; Diptera; Culicidae.
UAACAAACUAGUCGCCAUUGGUGCCAAUGUUUGACAAUGCGUAGCCGCUAAAUCACUGUGCGUCGGAACAGGUGGAUCAGUGUGUAGCGUGAAUUGAACGUUUUCAUUUGGAAGUUAUAAAUCAACGGAAGUGAACAAUCGAAACCGGCAACCAUGAGUCGCAAUCUGUGCGACGAAACUUUCCCCACCAGCCUGCUGAUCGAGUUUGACGAGCUGGACGAUGAGAUUCCCAUCAGUCCGGAACUUCCGAAACGUCAUCAACCGGAAAGCUUGCUGCGGGAUCGAACGACGCUAUCCGGUGGCAAAGGGAUCGUAACCGAUAAGAUCACCGCAGAUGAUCGCAACGGAUCGCGUAUGGUAAUAUCGGGUUCAUCGAACACCUCCAGCGGUCAUUCGUCACUGUCGACCGAAGGGGAAAACCGAAGUGCGUCGAGCGAACGCGAUACGAGCCGCGAUAUGAGCAAACGGCAGCCGUUGAAUGUUGGUGCCGGUGCGUUGCUGCUCCUUGACGAUCAGCGCACAGACAUAGCGACGCUAAAGUCGCGAAAACUACGCCAACCACGGUCCAUGGAGAGUUUGCUCCAGAACCAUGGACUGGCGGGCCGGAUAAAGACGGCGUCACCUUUACAUACCGGAACCGGUUUGGCAAUGGGUGGCAAGGGUUUGGUCGGUGGAAGUACCGGCAAUGUUAGUGUGAGUAGUGUUGGUGCAGGCGCACAGCAGCAACAACACUACCAUCGUCACCGGGCAAAGUAUGGGCACGUUCAAAGCAAGGUUAAGCAGAUGAUCGAUGAAAUGAAACCACCGACCAACCGGGACCGGAAGGCUCUCGUGCGCCACAAAUCGAUGCCCGAAACGACGCACGAAGUCGAAUUACAAGACGGGGUGGAUGAAACGCUCGAGCAGGAAAAUGACGUCGAAAUGCUCCGGUCCGUAGUGCGCGAGAUGCGACUACACAUAGGCAGCCUAGAACAGCAGCUUAGCAUCUGCCGUACGAACGUGUUCAACGAGCUGGCGACGCUGAAGUGCAAGAACAGUGCGUUGCGCAUCGAGAACGAUCAUCUGCUCGAGCAGGAGCGGGCACGCGAGCAGCGCCGGCAGCUGCUACGCGAACAGCAAACGGCAGGCUCCUGCUACGGUAGCCAGUCGUCGCUCUGCAAGGCAUCGGUCGGUAGCACCAGUACCGUUGGCACACAGACGAGCCCAUCCAUUACCGAUCAUGAGCUACAGUUUGAGUUUCUGCUGGCCAGUCCGCAAACAUCUUCCCGUCCGGCACUACCACCCCAAACGUUCUCCACCGCCAUCGAGCCCGAAUCGGUCGGGUGUGAAUUUUCACCCGACUACGAACAGCUUCUGCCAAUGCUCGGUCGCAGCGGUAAUUCGUCCACGUUCGGGGCCGAAACCCGUCGCCGCGACAUACGACGCACACCGUCGAUCCGUUCACCGACUGGUCGGCGGCCCGAAUCGGGUCAGGCACAGGACCUCCCAAACAGCUCAAUGUGUCACGACUGUAGGCGAAGGAAAAAGAAGCGUAAAUCGCGUAAGCAAAAGUUGGCCAGUUUGUUUUGCAUUCGGCACCAUGAUGAGACGCUUUAGAGUAUGAUUGUGCUUGUGGUUUUGGCUUACCUGCAUCGCCCAUCCCUCCUACCUUCUCUAAACCGACACAUGAGACAUUGAACGUUCUAACCGUGAUCUAGUACAUUAAUUAUUAUCAUUUAUUUUACAUCGUGUUUUAAUGGUCACAAGUUGUUAUUUAAUGUGACACGCACGUGUGUGUGUGAGAGAGAGUAUUUUCCUUUUUUUCCAUUUAUACAUCGCGCCGGUAACCGUGUAGCAACAAGUGUCUUUGGUAUCUAGUCACAUUUAUCUCCCGCUUGUAUUCGCUUGCAUCGCAAGGAUCAUUAGCGCUGCGUAUCAUGCCAACCAUCCUCCAUCACUAUCCAUCCGGACAACAAAUAACCGACCUCUUCCUAUAUGUAAUCCCACUUCAAUGAACCGCGUGAUGUCCGAUUAUAUUGUUCCGCCUGAAAAACACCCACUGUACAACUUUUACCGCACACAGAUCCUUACGCGAAAGGUUUCGGAAUGCCACCAAAACAACAUUCUUGCGAUAAGAAUGAAAGUGUCAGAUACAACACGCGCGUACCGGUUCCAAAGCUCGCAUCUAACUACUGUGUAGUCCACCUUUACUCAUAUAGCUAGAUUUAAGAGUUUCUGUUGAGAUCGAGAGUGUGAAACAAUAUCAAUAGAAGAGUUAGGAGAUCGCUCCCCAAACACACACGAGCUUGCGUUGAGUCUACUGCAUGGAGCGCUGCACAUCGCUUGAGUGGAUGGUUCUACAUGAAGCCGACGGUUUUGUUUUGGAAACUGGGCUUCAGAUUUUGCUCUAGUCUAGGGCUGAGCUGGGAUCAAGCAGAGCGCUGGUUGCGUUGUAGAGGAAGGUUGCGGCGACCGUUGCAAGCUGCGCACUAUCGAAUGGUGGCGAUGCUGUGGACGUAGCGGACAGGGAUGAUGCUGUCGUACCGACCACGUCCACGCCGCUCCGGAGCGUCGUUAAGCUGGUGGUCGUGGCGGCAACGGU